Molecule: messenger RNA, 1314 nt
Organism: Cladophialophora bantiana CBS 173.52
Lineage: Eukaryota; Fungi; Ascomycota; Eurotiomycetes; Chaetothyriales; Herpotrichiellaceae
Exons: 5
Coding region: 1-1314 (437 amino acids)
Molecular function (GO): O-methyltransferase activity
Source: RefSeq, a predicted model, not a curated record
AUGUCACUUGCCAAUCUGCUGGGAAAUAUUGCGUAUCAAGGAGAGAAGUUAGAGAAUUUCCUUGGGAACGACACGCCUUCUCUCUUCGAAACUGCUGCGUGGAAGUACGACGAUGAACUACUGCCACGUGAAGCAUGGGAAGCGUCCCAAAUGUUGAUAGCAGACUGCCAACAACUGAUAGCGCUUCUCAUGCCUAGAAAACUGAAGUUGAUGUACGAGAGCAUCUCAAACAAUGCGGCAGUGGCUUUGGCAGUUGCGUGUGAUCUAAAAGUUGCCGACAAGAUUGUGGAGAAUGGUGGAGAGAUGACAUUAACUCAGUUGGCCAGAGCCUGCGAAACUAAUGAGCAUAAACUUGGAUGUACCAUGCGAGUAUUGACUCAUCGCCAUGUCUUUACGGAAGUCGCACCUGAUGUGUUUCGAAACAACCGCCAUAGCACAGAACUGGUAUCUGGAAAUGGCGCGCGAGAAUGUUGUCUGCUCGAAACUCACGACGCAUAUAAAGCAGGGCCGGCCUGGCUUACCAUCAUGAAAGACCCAAAACGGGCGCACAGCAUUGACGCAAAGGACGGAGCGUUCGCUGAAGUUUUCGGCAAGAGUGUCCUCGAAUACAUUUUCACACCCGAAGGUGCCUCCUGUAUGACAAACAUGACUGUCGGAGUACCGUGGAUGUCGACCAUCACCGUAGCAGCCACACGUUCCGACUUACCGUGGGACAGCUACGGAUCGACAAUCUGUGACGUUGGCGCUGGUUUGGGUAGUGUGAUGCUAGAGGUCAAGAAGACGUUUCCGUCCUUGAACGUGAUAUGCCAAGAACUCGAGCACAUGAUUCCAGUCCUGAAGAAGACUUUUGAAGGCUAUGAAGAGGAAAUGGAACGAGGAGAAAUAAAGCUCGAGGUGCAUGACUAUUUCACUCCUCAAGAAACUGUCGCCGAGGUUUACUGGCUACGUGGCGUUAUACGAGAGUACGAGGACGAAAUCGCUGCCAAAGUAUUGGCAAAUCUGAAGCCUGCCCUGAAAAAGAACCCAAAAGCAAGAGUGUUUGUAAAUGAGCUUUUCAUUCCUCGGCUUAUUACGCCCAAAGCAGCGUCCAGCAGCACAGCCUCACAAAACAUGUCAAGACAACAAUCCGGAUGGCCUGUGAUCACACAGAUGCAGCAGCUCGGUGGCCAGCAACUCUUCAGUGGAAAGGAGCGAACACUGGAAGAGAUCAGGAAUAUUGGCGAGAUGGCGGGUUUGCGAUUUGUCAAAUAUCAUAGAUUCAGGAUGUUUACUGGAGUCGCCGAAUUCGAGCUCCCUUCGAGCUCGAAGUUGUGA